GGAACGCGAAUUACUUUCUUCAACGGUUUUUCUGAGCUCAUAUAUUUUCGGAUAGAGGAAUUGUCGGGGAUUGUAGUGGGGAGAAACAUCGGCGAUAAAUAAUAGCGCAAACGAUGAGACAGUUACGGGAAACUAUUGAAAAACGAUGAGGCAACAAGCAUGCAGAAUGGAAUGUGAAAUUCUUGAUUCCUAGAAAGAAAAUUGUGUGUUCGAACCGCUCGAAAUCCGAAAUACAAUAAAUUCGGCACUUUCCACGCUGCUAUUAAUCGAAGCCAAAGUUUCAGUUAAAUUUGUACACAAACGAGAAUUCCGCGCCGUUUCAGGGGUUAUAUUUUCGCGUACGUAUAUAUCACGAAAGUUAUUCGCAGAGUGAGAAUAAUCCGGUUUGUUAUUAGAUCAGUUUUUCCGACUCGCUCUCGCAAACGAACGUGAUCUGUCGCACUUCGUUCACGUACAAGACUGCGGUGUUUAGAAAAGUUGUCGGGCACGUCUAACUAUAAUGGUUAAAGAGUUAUGCAAAGCCAAAGGCUCGUUGAUUCCGUAAUUCUGAGGAUUUUUGGGAGCGGCGCUCGAGUACUGACUUUAUUUUCUUCACUGCGAGCUCGAGGUCGUCACAUUCGAAAAAAAUCACUCAAAAUGGGCUGAAAUGAAGUCUCGCGGCGAUUGAAGAAAAUAAUUUGACGAAUUUCUCGUCGAAUCACCAUUGAAAUCGAACUCGGGCGUAGCGAGCUUCACGCAUGUAUCAUUGUAUGCAUAGAGACGCCGUCGAUUUUGUGAGUAAUAGUGUAGCAAAGGCUUUUGUUGUCGAAGCAUCGUGGGGUAGUGUGGUGGGGCGACGACCACUCGGCCAACGACUAUAAAGGCCUCGGCACUUAACAAACCGGAUCUAUUCCAAGAGCGGGAUUCGAAGUGUCUCACGAUUUCGGAGACUGCGUGCAUGAUAUUUUUCCUUCGAUAUAUACAAAAAAUAAAAAAUAUUAAAACGAGCGAAAGCGGAAGGACUCCGGGAUACCGAGGACCAUGUGAAUCGACCCCGGAUCAAGGGUGCACAGAAUUAAAUAGAAAAACAUCAUUGUUUCAAUAAAUACAAUAAUAAUCGAUCAUUCGUCAGAGACAAGCAUAAAUUAUUGAGAUUAAACGUACGCGUCAAGUAGGCACAAGGAAAAGUGAACUCUCGUUCCCUCCGUAUUCACGUGAACCCUUAAAAAUCUACCAUUCAGUGAGAAUAAUAAACAAAAAGGGAUAAAAAUGCCAACCUGCACUUGCGAACGGAGAGAGGAGCUCACGCUCGACGAUAAUCAUGACUGCCAGCUUAAACUUCCGGCGGAACGACCGCCAAAGUGCUGCUGUUCUCGGGAUCACGAGAGCGAAGUCAGGUACAUAGACGGAUCCGUUCGCUUAAGGAACCCAAACAUCGAGCUCAUGGAUCAAGACAUCUUGUACCAUUUGGCGUUAGGAAGUGGCUCUCACGAUCUCGUCGAAAUGUUCGGUGACGUCAAGUUCGUAUGCAUGGGAGGUACGCCAAAGCGAAUGGAGCAGUUCGCCUACUACAUCAUGAAGGAAAUAGGUCACAAGAUGCCGGCUGGCACAACGCUUCUCGACAUAAGCCAGUACUCCUAUCGCUAUUCCAUGUACAAAGUUGGUCCUGUACUCUCUAUUAGUCACGGUAUGGGAAUCCCAUCGGUGGGCAUUUUACUUCAUGAGGUCAUCAAGUUGAUGUACCACGCCAAAGUAAGAGAUCCGGUGUUCUUCAGGAUCGGUACAUGCGGUGGAAUCGGCCUCGAAGGUGGUACCGUCGUCAUAUCCGAAGAGGCAGUCGACGGAAUGUUGAGACCAUUCCUUGAGCUGCCUGUUCUAGGGAAAUUAGUCCGAAGACCAGCUAAGCUGGAUCGUCAAUUGACGAGAGAUCUCAAAGCUCUGGCGCAUCCGGAGGAUCCUUACGACACGGUUAUCGGCAAAACUAUGUGUACCCACGAUUUUUACGAGGGCCAGGGACGUUUGGACGGUGCUUUCUGUGAUUUUACUGAAAAUGAAAAAAUGGAUUAUUUGACGAAGGUGCACAAAUCCGGUGUCGUUAACAUCGAAAUGGAGAGUUUGGCGUUUGCUGCACUCACACAUCAUGCGGGUAUCACAUCCGCUGUGGUUUGCGUUACUCUGCUCGAUCGACUAAAGGGUGAUCAGGUUUUAGCUCCAAAGGAAGUACUGGAUGAGUGGCAAAUGAGACCGCAGCAAUUGAUCUCACGUUAUAUAACGAGGUAUCUGCAACGUAAAGGUCGCCUCUCACUCGAGGGUCAUGGCUCAAUGUGCGUUAAGAGUCCACGGCGAUUCAAGCUUGUGCAACAAGAAUCCGAGAAUUAUGAUUAAGCUCGCGCCACGUAGACUCGAGUCAAUCAUUCGAUUCUCUAUUUAUGUAUUUAUAAUUAUUUAUUUUGAAUCAGAGGACUUCUCCAAGGGAGAUACGAUAACAGUAGCGUCGCUAAAGAGCUAUUUUUGCCUCAACAAUGUUGAAUAUUUUUUGCAAACUCCUCUAUAUUUCAAGUUGAAAGGAGACGAAUAUUAAAAACUUACAUGAAAUAACAAAAAUAACUCGAAUUCGAGUCUUCUCAAACUUUCGCAUCUGAUUAAAAACAAUGUAAUUAUAUCAUAUUCCGGAUUUUCGAGUAGCUGUUGAAAAAAAUGUACUAAACGACGUCGGGAGAUAAUAGAAGAGAAAAGUACACGUAGUUGUAGCUACAAUUAAAAUAAUUAUUAUUAUAAUCGUUAUGAUCACAAAGCGCACCGGUAAUUUUUUAAGUCUUGCCACAGAUAUCAGUGCGAUAUGCUCAAGUACAAAGGAAAAAAUAAAUGAAAAACAAACGAUGAAUAUUAAAUUAACAGUUGUGCUGAAUACACCAAAAUUCGAGCUGAAACACAAAUAAUAAUGCCACGAUAAAAACGUUAGUUUAACAAAAUAUGAACCGCGACCAGUCAUCUCGGCGAACUCAAAACAUAUCUGCGGUUAUUUUUUUAUCGGAACCGGUAUAUCGAAAUUUAAAUAUUCUUUCCAUACGUUCGCAAAGACCAAAAUUCAACUUUCUUACCUCGAAAUUAAUAUAUGCAGCGUGCAACGUCACGUUUUUUCUGAACUUUUUUUCAAGUCGAGUUGACACUUUUUUUCAUAGUGUUAAAAAGAACAAAAAUACUUAUCAGCAGGUUAAAAAAAGCCUGCAACCGUUUGGGCUCUUAUCGUUUCGAGCAUUUUCAUAAAUUUUCAACUGGAAUCAAUUUUCUUCUUGCGUAAGCGCGUGUAUCGGUGAUGAUCGAUAGUAAAGAUGUUGAAAAGGCUCGACACCAGCUUUUACCGUUUAUAAACAAUCAAUCUGGCUAAACGCGCAAAUAAACGGUAAUGAAAUAACGUUGAAUAAAGAGCACAAGUUUCAAAGUUAGUUCCAAACUGUUACUACGUAUUCACAUUCCACAGUUCAGGGAUUAUUUGUUUAUUAGUAUGAUUGGGGAGCUUCUACUGUGAAUCGUAUAUGAAAGAAAAUGGUCAGUCGUUGAUUAUUCAGGGAAUUUUCUCGACGACGUAGAUUUUAAUUCAAAGGCGAAUGACGAUUGUUCGUGGACGUUGAGUUUUACUUCUAUUGCUUAUUUUCCUCUUGGUAGUACCUAAUUUUGUUUUUUAAAAAAAAUUUCGUCGACGAUAUGCAAACACUUUAUUGAUAAGAUGCAAAUUCUUGUUGUCAAGUUGUGCUCGUUGUGGGAUGAUGCCAUGUUCCAGUGAUUAAAAUAAUGAAAAAAUGGUGAUUAAACGACAGAAGGGAAGUGCAUCGACACUAAAUUUAUUGUUAAUCGUGCGCAAUGAGAUUUUUCGAGAGUUGCAUUGUGGAGUCAGCUUUUUAUAAGGUCAAGUGUGUACAUGAACACAAAUAUCUGUUUAUUAAACCCGAUAACGGUUAGUGAACUUGAGUGAAUUCGUUAUGAAAAUAAAGUUAAGAAUACAAGUAUAACGAUGUUAUAGCGCAUGUACUGCAACAGCAAUUUCGCAAGUGAAUAUAAUCUUUGCGAAUCUGGAUUUAAAGUCGCCUAUUUACGUUGCAAUACGAAUUUCCCAAGGUCGUUACAGCACUUGAAUACCGAUUGUUCAUUGGCCACUGAGCCACCGCAAUUUUCGAACCUUUUUCCCCAAAAGGAAAGGUGUUUUCAACCCUUCAAAACUUAGCCAAUUCUGCUGAAGUUCGAUAACAGCUAUUCGAAGUUCAAGAGAAAAAUUUUACUCGAGUUCAUCACCGUUGAUCGUUCGUUCGCUUCGUUGAGGAAAAUAAAAAUGAUGAACAUUUUAAAUAUAAUUAUUCUUAGUAAUCGAGAAACGGACACUGCAUCAGGAAUAAAGUGCAUAUUGAAGAAACAGUGCACAGAAUAAAGCGAUAAUAUUUAUCGUGAAAUUCACUGUAAAAUCGACCGUGAUAUGUUUGACUGCAGGGAUAAGUUAACGAAAAGUAUUCAUUUCUGUAACGCGCUGUUAAAUUUUAAAGAUUUUGCGGAAUUAUUAGUUUUAUAACAGUAAAUAUUGCAUGAUGAUGAGUUGCAGCUCGUCACCGCGCUGUCGUUACUUCACGCUAAUUUUUCAAAUUUAAUUCUCUCCGUGUGGAAGUUGAAUAAGUACUCAACAAAUAUUUCAUGAAUUUCAAUAUUCUCGGAUUAAUUGGAACGCCCCGUUCACUAAUGUUCACUGCUUUUCAGCAUAAACUUCUUCCUCGCACCGUAACGAGAAUCCUCGACAGUUCAUUAAAUAUUUUCAGGUUUACUGCGAUUGCAAUUUGCCCGUUUCUCGAUUACGAAACCAUGUACUCGCAUUAUAUCGUGGUCGUUAUCGUAGUUAGUAACUUGCUAUGAUUGUACGUAUACACAUAUAAAUCUCAAUGAAAAAUUAACCUAUAUGUGUGUAUAUAGACGAUCAGAAUUGUUUGAAGUCGGUCCUCCGAUGCGUGCAUCGAUUUUCGGGCCUCACCCCGUUAUUCGGGGAGUGCUACGGAUGCGAUUUUCGUAAUAACGUAAAAACAAAAACAAAAAAAAAAUAAUAGAAAUAUAUAUUACGAGAAACGGUUCUAAGGUCGUUGUUGAAUAAUGUUUUUGCGAUUUCGUUUAAUCGAUUUUUCCUUUCGCGACAUUACGUUCGUUAUUAUGAUCGCGUUAUUGUUGUUAUUGUGGCUACUAUUCGUACGCGAAGCAGAUUUAUUCAACGUUUUACUCAAUAUAAGAACUGCUGAACGUGUAUCAAGGACGGUACUGCGUAUUUGCGAUUGGUUUUACUAUUUCGAGCACGAUAGAGAAGCUUAUGAUAAUUACGUGCGGUUUGACGAUAAAAUAACAACUAAAAUUCGAUCCCCUCGUAUAUACGAGCAUUGCGAUAUUGAUGAUGGCACAACCAGUUCGACCCAGAGUAAUGCUCUUUUCAUAUGUUCCAUUCCUCUUCAAUAAAUAUUUUAUCCCGUGAACAACGACAUAUCUGUGAUGCGUAUUAUUAAUUUUAAUGACGAAUAUUAAUCGAAUGAAACUCGAUACUAAUAGACGAAAAACACUAUUAUUAAAAGUUGAUCCUCGUCGUCUCCUUCUUGACGAUGGCGAUGAAAAAUUCGAGACCGAAAGGACGCUAGCCUAUCGUUGAAAUUGUCCACUCUUGUGCCAUACGAAGGUAUACAUGUGAAUUUUAAGUGAAAAAAAAACUUCUGUACGAAUAACAACAACAAGAGAAAUGUUGUGUUUUCUGUAUCAUUCGUGAUAUAAAAUCUCGUUUGUCUGUAACCUAUAUCUGUCUGUAUUACGAUGUGUACUACGUCUGGCGCGCGAAUCGAUGUCUGACUUUCACACAAAUUGAUGUUUCCAGGACUCUCGAUUUAAAAUAAGACUUAAAAUCGCAGAAAUCUUUAAAUUCUUAUGUAAUAGUGGAAAUCACCAAAUUUCGGGACUCACGAAUUUCUUUCAAGAUCCAUGUUCGAUGCGAUUGAUGUGGCAUAUUCGAUUUUUCCAACACUUGGAUUAUUUUCUUCGAAAAUCAUUCUUUCAAGUCCGUAUUUUUCAUGAUUUAUACACGAAAAAAUAGCAUUGACUUGCAGAAAUUUGAAUAAACAAUAAUUUGACAAAAUUUGUUUGAAAACUGCAAUAAUAUCAAAGUAAAGUCCUGGAUAAUGUCCUUCUAUAUGAAUUCAGACAUCUCUUAUUUAGAUAUUAUGUGUAAGCAUAAAUAUAUAUACUUUUAAAAAGUUGAUGAAACUUGAAUUAUGUACUCUUGCACCAAGCUCCUAUUUCGCCACUGCGAGCUUCAUUUCUUUAUACGUAUGUGACAUUUAAAUCGCGUCCUUUUAGAAUCCGAUGCUGGCAUGAGGGUUACAUCGUGACAAUUGUUGAUUGUACAUUAUUUUAUGAACGGACAAUAAAGGGAGCGAAACAAUACACCAAAUAA
Messenger RNA from Venturia canescens, 6442 nucleotides. Its product is annotated as uridine phosphorylase 1. The coding region runs from base 1249 to 2364 and encodes 371 amino acids. Gene Ontology annotation, biological process: nucleotide catabolic process; uridine catabolic process. The record is from RefSeq and is a predicted model, not a curated record. Gene Ontology annotation, cellular component: cytoplasm; cytosol. NCBI's taxonomy places the organism in Eukaryota, Metazoa, Arthropoda, Insecta, Hymenoptera, Ichneumonidae. The transcript has 6 exons. Gene Ontology annotation, molecular function: uridine phosphorylase activity.